Molecule: messenger RNA, 435 nt
Organism: Penicillium taxi
Lineage: Eukaryota; Fungi; Ascomycota; Eurotiomycetes; Eurotiales; Aspergillaceae
Exons: 2
Coding region: 1-435 (144 amino acids)
Source: RefSeq, a predicted model, not a curated record
AUGGCAUUCACUAUAAAUCCUGCCAUUAAGAAGUCACAUACAUUUUCUUCCUUCAUCAACCAUCUUACCAUGAAUCCUUCUGGUCGAUUUGACGGAAAAGUUAGUUUUAUCAUGAAGUUCAAAGCGCGCCUACUCUCCUUCGCGGCUAGAAAGUCGAGAAAGCAUGAAAAAGAAGCUCUCAUAGUCGGCAAGCUUCGGGAAACACAGUCAGUGAUUGUGUCUGAGUACAAGGAGCAACUUGGGAGAGAGACCAACAUCGUCUCAGAAGAAUGGCUCUUCAAUAUUCCAAGCCUGCGCACUGCCCACGCUGCCGAGCUGCAAGCUCAGCGGGUUCAGUUCUCAACUGGGCAGACCGCCGAGUUACUCUCACACGCGAGAAAGCUUGCUGAAGGAUUUCCAGGUCACACUGUCAAGAUAGAAGCAGCUGGUCUGUGA